Molecule: messenger RNA, 882 nt
Organism: Dinoponera quadriceps
Lineage: Eukaryota; Metazoa; Arthropoda; Insecta; Hymenoptera; Formicidae
Product: odorant receptor 4-like
Exons: 5
Coding region: 1-882 (293 amino acids)
Biological process (GO): sensory perception of smell; detection of chemical stimulus involved in sensory perception of smell
Cellular component (GO): plasma membrane
Molecular function (GO): odorant binding; olfactory receptor activity
Source: RefSeq, a predicted model, not a curated record
AUGAUAACGGAGGACUGGAGCGAGUGCGCCGAAAGCGAUGACGAUAUGCGUGAGACCGAGUGCAAGGCGAAAUUGUCCGACCGCAUCACCAUCGCCAUAUUUGUCCUUCAUGUGGUCACUACCAUUCUGUUCAGUUUCGGCGUCUUUUUGACGAACGUUGAUAUCAACAACGAUCAGUCUGAGAUACCAUUCCUUAUGAAAGUGGAGCUUCCUGUGCGUAUCAGCAAAAUACGCACAUACAGGCUGCUGUUGAGCGCGCAAUUCGUGCACCUCUUGACUAUCGUUAUCGGCACUGGUCUGGUGAACUCUCUGCUCUUAACGUUGAUUUUACACGUGGGAGGUCAAAUCGACGUCCUGCGCUCUUGGUUGAUUCAUCUUAUACCGAAGGAGAGUGGAGGAACGCGCGAAUCAGUCGUCGUCGUAACGAAUAAAAUUGUUCGAAAACAUCAGAGGAUCAUCCUGUUUUCGACGUACAUCGAAAAUUUGUACACAUUCAUCUCGUUUGCGUUGUUUACCUUGAACACAACAAUGAUCUGUAUGCUGGCAUUCCUCGUCGUAAGUUCACUCGGCAGCCCCGACGGGACUGAGCGGAUAACAAAAUUUAUCCUGUUUUAUACCAUCACGAAUCUGGAAUCGUUCAUAUUUUGCUUCGCGGGAGAAUAUCUGAAAAACAAGAGCAAAACAAUCGGUACCGCGGCGUACAACUCGGCGUGGUACAACCUGAGGCCACAGGAUAGCCGCGUUUUAUUAUUCGUAAUAUUAAGGGCACAGAAGCAGUUGACACUGACGGCCGGCAAAAUAAUGGAUCUUUCAUUAGAGAGCUUCGCAAACAUCAUGAAAGCCUCAGCAUCGUAUAUGUCAGUGUUGUUGGCGAUGCAAUGA